This is a messenger RNA of Epinephelus moara (kelp grouper), 1626 nucleotides long. Its product is annotated as palmitoyltransferase ZDHHC23-A-like. Lineage: Eukaryota; Metazoa; Chordata; Actinopteri; Perciformes; Serranidae. The record is from RefSeq and is a predicted model, not a curated record. Gene Ontology annotation, cellular component: endoplasmic reticulum; Golgi apparatus. The transcript has 5 exons. Gene Ontology annotation, biological process: protein targeting to membrane; peptidyl-L-cysteine S-palmitoylation. Gene Ontology annotation, molecular function: protein-cysteine S-palmitoyltransferase activity. The coding region runs from base 87 to 1280 and encodes 397 amino acids.
GACUGCUUAACUUUCACCUGGAGAGAUUUCAGCCCACAUGUGUUGAUGGUUUUGGAUUUUUGUUGCGGAGUCAAAAGGAAGCCAUUAUGAAAUGGGAGAAGUUGAAACCUCCAGAACCAGAUGACCCUAUGUGCUGCUGUGAGUGUGAUAUUGACCAGUACGGAUGUUGCUGUGACUGUGAAGAUUUGGACGAAACCUUCAGCAGGUGGCUGAAAGACAGACCAGGUAAAGGUGGAUGUCAGUCUCCUGUACUUGGGGCCAUAAUUGACAACCUGGAGAUCUCCAUGAUUCCGGCCCUGGUGCUGCUACCCGUCCUGCUGCGGGUUGCAGCCCUGCACUACCUGCUGGGUAUCAUCAUCCUGACAGCUCUGCCCGGCCUGGUGCUGUGGUACUACUACGCCACGCAUAAAAAGAAGAGACGGACCCUCUUCUUCCUCACUCUUGCUCUCUUCUCCCUGUUCUACAUGUAUUACCUCUUCAUCACAGAGAUUUUACCUCGUGGGGACGUCAGCCAGCUGCAGCUGUGUACUGUGACCGCUGGAAUGAUCGUCACUAUCGGUUCUCUUAUUCACACCAAGAGAGGCCCAGGAUUUGUGACCUCUUCCCUACAUGAGGCAGACAGUCACAGUCAGGAGGCUAACAAAGACUCUACACACCUUAAUGGAUCUAUCCAAUCAGCAGCCUCCUCAGGGACUGCAGCAGAGUUGCAGACAACAAAAGAGGCCCUAGCAGCAAAAUGGAGCAGGUGUCCUCUGUGCAAAAUAAUGCGACCCCCGCGGGCCGGACACUGUCGAACCUGUGGAUCCUGUGUACAGCGCCUGGACCACCACUGCGUCUGGAUAAACAGCUGUGUCGGACAGGCAAACCAUCGCAGUUUCCUGUUCACCGUCACAGUGUUCGUGUUGACCUCUGUGUAUGGGAUCAGUUUGGUGCUAUGCAGCCUCUGUCCUCGACAGUAUCUGAUGACGGCUCUCCUCUACUGCCCCGGCGCUUACAGUCAGUCCAGCAUGGCACUUUGCUUCACUUGUGCCUGGUACAGCAGCAUUGUCACAGGUGGACUGCUUUACCUGCUAGUGGCACAGGUUCUAAACAUCAGCUUCAAUGUGACAGAGCGGGAGGCUCAGCUGGCUCUGAGGAACAAAACGGGCCAGAGACGCCUGUGGGGGCUCGUCAUUGACACGGGAGAGUAUUCACGUGGCUUCUAUCAGAACUGGGUUGAGUUCCUCACCAUGGCAGAUGCCUCCGUUUCUUCUCGCUCCAGCCUCACUGACUUGGUCUAGUUUCACUUUGUCCACUCUGGUAACGUCAUGGUAACAGACUGUUAAUACAGCCCUGUGUGAAGAAUUACAUCUCAUGUAUGUCUUAGGAUAUAGCAGCUGAUGUCUUCCGAUGCUUACUGCAUUCCAGCCUUUUAAUACAAUGCACUGAAACCCAUUUUAAGUGUAAAAUAAGUUGCAGAGGAAUAUCAAAGUGCUAAUGCUGACUGCUUAAAAUGCUAGACAAAAAUAUUUGUUUAAGGGUUAGAAGUUGUUGCACGAUUUAUUCAAGGAAAUAAACAGGGAUGAGGCUGCAGGCACUGCCAUGUUACUGUACAUAUUUUCUCUACCUGCAGAAUGUGAACAUCAG